Molecule: messenger RNA, 1628 nt
Organism: Alosa sapidissima (American shad)
Lineage: Eukaryota; Metazoa; Chordata; Actinopteri; Clupeiformes; Clupeidae
Product: cell adhesion molecule 4-like
Exons: 9
Coding region: 153-1628 (491 amino acids)
Biological process (GO): regulation of wound healing; negative regulation of peptidyl-tyrosine phosphorylation; regulation of Rac protein signal transduction
Cellular component (GO): cell-cell contact zone
Molecular function (GO): vascular endothelial growth factor receptor 2 binding
Source: RefSeq, a predicted model, not a curated record
ACGGGGCGGGCGAACACAGCGCGGUUCUGUUCCGGGCCUCUGGGGCGGCGUAGCCGUAGAGCCGAGGAGCGCAGGGCAGAGCGGCCUGCCAUCGUCAGGGCGCGGGCACAGAGGACUCAUUGAUCGCCAGCGGGGGGGGGACUCAAUACACAAUGAGACCGAGCCGGCGAUCUCACCCCCCUCACCACCGCCCCACCACCACCACCACCACCACGCUCUCCCUCAGCCUGUGCUCUCUGCUGCUGCUCAGCCUCGUCUCGCGUGGCCAGGCGGUCCAGGCGGAGAAUGUGACGGUGCAGGAGGGCGGCACAGCCCAGAUCUCGUGCCGCCUGCAGAACUACGACGGCUCCAUCGUCGUUAUCCAGAACCCACGCAGGCAAACGCUAUUUUUUAACGGCACCCGAGCCCUGAAAGACGACCGUUUCCAGAUGGUGCUGUUCACACCGCGGCUGGUGCGCAUCACUCUGACCAACGUGAGCGUGUUGGACGAGGGCGGCUACUUCUGCCAGCUCUACACGGACGACACGCACCACCAGGUGGCCACGCUGUCCGUGGUGGUGCCCCCAGAGACGCCCAUCAUCGAGGUGAACCAGGAGGCCGUGGAGGGUGGCGAGGCCAAGCUCACCUGCCUGUCCCCGCGCAGCAAACCCCCCGCUUCACUGCGCUGGAUGAGGAACGGCCGCGAGAUACCAGGUGUGGUCUCUCAGCAGGAGAAUGGGAAGACGGUCAGCGUGUCCAACACCAUCACGGUCCCCGUGGAGCGGCGGGACAACGAAGCGGCGGUCAGCUGUGAAGCGUCCCACCCGGCACUGGGCAACCAGAGGAGGGUCCGCCACUACCGCCUCGACGUGCACUUUGCCCCUACUGUCAAAAUUACUCCACCACCGGGAAUCCUUCGAGAGGGAGACUCCCUCACCCUUACCUGCACUGUCACUGGAAACCCACUGCCUCGGAUCAUCCAGUGGUCACGGGUGAACGACACCCUCCCUGAGCGGGCCGAGAUCUUGGGGACUACCCUGGUCAUGUCCCGCCUCAGCCAGUCGCACAACGGAACCUACCUGUGCCAGGCGCACAACAACCACGGCCGCGCCGCCGACCACUACACUCUCCUGGUGUACGAAGCUAGUGGUGUUCAGGCAGAGGGAGGGGAGGAAGGUUCCUCAGCCGAGGUGAGCCUCCCGUGUGGGCCUACCCUUGCGGAGCUAGCAGGGGAAGAUGCAUCCCAGGCUGAACCCGACACCCAGGCUGAACCCGAAAGCGUUUCAGAGGAAUCCUUGGCUGAACUUGAUUCCGCUCUGACGUUGGAGGAACUGGAGAGGGCCCUUCAAGGUAUGGAGUGUGGCAAGGCCCCUGGCCUGGAUGGAAUCCCCAUAGACUUUUAUAAGUCUUUUUGGUCUGAGGUGGGGGAGGAUUUGCUUGCAGUGCUUAACGACAGUCUUGCUAAAGGACUUCUGCCCCGGGAGUCUGGGGGUGACUCUAAAUUGCCUCACCUGUGCGGAGCGCACCUCCACCCGACUGAGAGAGCCGCCCCUCGAGGCAGGAAAACGUCCGGCUUAAAUAGCCGCGUCUCCCAAACAACCGCGGUGCAGGAGGAAAUGCGCAACAUCACGCACCGCCAACAGGUCUGA